This is a messenger RNA of Homarus americanus (American lobster), 2493 nucleotides long. It is a transcript of the gene PolD2, whose product is annotated as DNA polymerase delta subunit 2-like. Gene Ontology annotation, molecular function: DNA binding. The transcript is spliced from 10 exons. Gene Ontology annotation, cellular component: delta DNA polymerase complex. The record is from RefSeq and is a predicted model, not a curated record. Bases 108 to 1490 code for a protein of 460 amino acids. Gene Ontology annotation, biological process: DNA strand elongation involved in DNA replication; DNA replication. NCBI's taxonomy places the organism in Eukaryota, Metazoa, Arthropoda, Malacostraca, Decapoda, Nephropidae.
UGGUUGUUGUUGUUAGUGGUCAUAUACGCGCCAAGAAGGAACCUCAGUGUAUGUGGUGAUAAUAUACUCAUCCUUUUAUUGACAUUUAGUGUACAUUUAAUUGUUACAUGAUGAUUCUUGAAGGUUUUGAUCAUAGUGUAAAGUCUGAGGUGCUGUUGAGUAUCCCGACGGAGGAAGAGGGAGGGCGGGCAGAUAGGUGUGGUGUGAGCUACAAGAACCUGUCCAAGAAGUACUCCUUAUGGUGUAGUAAGGAUGUCACUCGCCAGUACUGCAUGAUGUACACCGCCAGGCUGGAGAAGAUGAGACCCAAGGUGGAGGCCAGGGCUAGCAACAAGUGGAAAAAUGUUUGUUUUAAGCGACUGCAUGAGCUGAAUGAAUACUGUGGAAGAUGCAUUAUUAUUGGAACAUUAUUUAAGCGCCAGGAACUCAAACCAUCUAUACUCAAGGAAAUUUCUGAGGAACACCAACUGAUGCCACAACCAGUUGCUGAAAAGUACGUAGGUGAAGGUGAUGAUAUUAUUCUUGAGGAUGAAGUGCAGAGAAUACAACUUGUGGGGGAUAUUGACAUCUCAAAUCUUGUAACAGGUGUGGUUUGUUCUGUGCUAGGUAAGGAAGGAGAUGGGGGCAAAUUUAUAGUUGAAGAUCUAUGCUUUGCUGGUCUGCCUGAUCCAGUUCCUCGUGACGUUGUUAGUGAAGACAGGUACGUAAUGAUGGUGUCUGGCUUGGAACUGAGCUCAUCGGUUGAUAGUCUUCUGACCUUAGAACUAUUGGUGGACUACAUUACUGGCCACUUGGGACAUUCUGAAGAGCAGGCAGCUAUAGCUCGGGUCUCCAGAGUUAUCAUUGCAGGUAACUCAGUAAGUAGUGCUAAAGGAGAGAAGGAGAAGCCAGAGAAGGUCAAAAUGAUGAAAGAACUUGAUGACAUCCUCGCUCAGAUUGCAAGUGUGUGUCCUGUGGAUGUAAUGCCAGGAGAGUUUGACCCAGCCAACCAUAUAAUGCCUCAGCAACCACUUCAUUGUUGUAUGCUUCCUAAGGCUGCCAUGUAUUCCACAAUGCAGAGUGUAACAAAUCCAUAUGAAUGUGAGAUUGGAGGUCGGGCAUUUAUUGGACUGUCAGGACAGAAUGUGAAGGACAUCAGCCGGUGCUCAACAUUGGAAGAUCCUCUUAAAGUAUUAGAGAAGCUCUGUGAAUGGGGGCAUCUUGCACCCACUGCUCCAGACACUCUCACGGCCUAUCCCUACUACAAUGAAGAGCCAUUUGUGAUAGACAUGUGUCCAGAUGUAUUGUUUACUGGAAAUCAAGAAUCUUUUGGUACACAAAUUAUAGAAGGUGCAGGUGACCAUAAAAUUAGUUUGGUGAGCGUCCCUCGGUUUAGCAGUACAGGAACUUGUGUUUUAGUGAAUCUUCGAACUUUGCAGUGCCAACUUCUCUGUUUUUCUGCAGAUUCCUCUGACCUUAAUGAAUCAUGUAAUCAAGAGGCAGAGAAAUGAAUUAGUCAUUUAGAUGAUACCCAAAAUAUACCAGUUUGCUAGUAUGUACUGUAGUUGAUUUGGAAAAUUAAAAGUGUGGGAUGCAUUACCAAUUUGUUAUUGUGAAGUACAGCAAUUAACAUUAAGGUGUUUAUUUUUAUUUUAACAUGGAACUGUAAGCAGUGUUGCCAAGUACACCAUAAGUCAGUGGUUCACAACUUUUUUUCCUCACAACCCGUCAUAAGUAUUUGACUCUAUUUUGAUGAGUUUACCUCGGAUCUUUGGAGACAAUGUCCAAGAACUAAAUUAAUAAUAGAGUCCUUUGUGUUGGGAAGAUGAGGCUCUAUUAACUGCCAGACUCACUACUCGAAGUUACCUUAGAGCUCCUGUGUCUAUACAAGUUACCGAUGAGUUUAUACUUGUAUGUCACUUUAGGCAGAAUAGUUGUGUUCCUUACAGCAUGGUCAAACUUUCUUGAUGCCAUCACAUUGGUCAGAUAAUUACCUUGAUUUGCUUAUUUUUUUUAGUGGAUGGUGUAUCGAAAUAAUGCUUUUGGAGUAUACAUAUGGAUGUUUGAUAGUUUAGUCAGUCUUAAGGUGACUGAAUUGGAAUAUUGGCUUCCAUUUACAUUAGAAAAUGAUUUUGUUCCAAAAUGCCGUAAUAAAUAUUCUUUUGUAUUUUGUUUUGGUUUAUUUAGUUUGUUUCGAAUUUUAUUUUUUGUUGUACCUGUAAAAUAAAGCUUUUGCUGUGUCCUACUUAAUUUGCUACUGUAUUCAUGAAAGACGAGUGGCUCGGUUGGUAGUGCCCUGGAAGGGAUUAUUCGAAUAUUAAGACUCCCAGUUACCAAGGUGGGGACUCGGGUUAAACAAGCAGGAAUGGUUGGGUAUUACAAGAGGUUCUUUACUGUGGCAAGUUAACCCUUCUUGCCUCAGGGUUGCCACUCCACAGAGGAUGUUAGUCUUAAAUUAUUUAUUAUUAUGGGAGAAAAAAUGGAUGGGAUUCAAAUAAAAGUUCCUGAAAAAGA